Molecule: messenger RNA, 1960 nt
Organism: Leptopilina heterotoma
Lineage: Eukaryota; Metazoa; Arthropoda; Insecta; Hymenoptera; Figitidae
Gene: par-6
Product: partitioning defective 6 homolog gamma
Exons: 5
Coding region: 487-1488 (333 amino acids)
Biological process (GO): centrosome cycle
Molecular function (GO): protein binding
Source: RefSeq, a predicted model, not a curated record
GUCAAGAGUUUAAUCAAUGGUAAAUAUAAGAUCGUGGAUCGUCAAUGGAGUUCGGUGACGAACUGCCAAAAUCGGGUUACGAAAACGAACUAAAUGUCACAGUGAAGUAUCGAAACGGGCGCAAAGCUCGUAGUUGAAGAAUCGCGCGGUGUGCUUUUAUUAUGUGUUUUGCAUUAACCUCAUUCACCUGAGAGCAACUUUUCGGGAGUUUUCGCGAGUUUUCCCAGAGAAGGCGAGACAGGGUGGUUUUAUGGACUAAGCCAACUGGCGUUUCAUCGAGCAGGUGUCUGUGACGUCACGAAACAUGUUAACAGUCACCACAGUCACUUCCUAGAAAUGUGCACGUUUUGAAUCAUAACGUCGCUUCGAAAAAAAACAAUCGCGCUUCAAGAAGAACUCUCAAGUAACAACGAAUCUUUACAAAUAUUGGAGGAUUUCAUUUUCGUCAUUUGCUGAUUUCUCAUCGUAAAUUUACAUUUCCAAAACAUGUCCAAGAGCAAACCUCAUCAUCACUUUGACAACGGCAUUGUCGCUGUCAAAAGCAAGUUUGAUGCGGAUAUUAUCAGAUUUUCAAUAACUCGUAAUGAGCCAAUAAGUUAUGAAGAUUUUCGGAAGUUAUUGACUGAAAGGCACGACAUUGGACCUGACUUGAAUGUUCACAUUUUGUACACUGAUCCUGCUGAUCAUGACUUAUUGCCAAUUAACAAUGACAACAAUCUCGCGAGGGCUCUACUCGCGGCGAAACCGCUUCUUCGAAUCUGCAUACAAAGAAAGGGUGACGAUAUCGACGACACAAAUGGAUACGGAACGAUGAAGCCGAAGAAUCUCAUUUCGAGUAUUUUAGGUGGGACACCUGCAAAAGCAAAGACUCCGAUCAUAUCAAAUCCUCAUGAUUUCCGACAGGUUUCUGCGAUAAUUGAUGUAGACAUUUUGCCUGAAACAUGUCGCCGUGUUCGAUUGUUAAAACACGGCUCUGACAAGCCCUUAGGAUUUUAUAUUAAGGACGGUGAAAGUUUUAGAGUAUUACCACCUUCGGCAGGAGGUGGAAUUGAAAAAGUACCCGGAGUUUUUAUCAGUAGAUUAGUGCCUGGCGGUUUGGCGGAAAGUACUGGACUUUUGGCAGUUAACGACGAAGUUUUAGAAGUCAAUGGCAUCGAAGUCGCCGGGAAAACUCUUGAUCAGGUGACUGACAUGAUGAUUGCCAAUUCAUCGAAUUUGAUAAUUACUGUAAAACCGGCCAAUCAACGGGCAGCCUUGACUGCUCCGCGACGAGGUUCAUUUUCGCGAAAUAGUCAAGUGUCAUCAGGAAGUCACCAAUCAACACAAAGCGCAGCCACCGGCAGUGACGAAGACGCUGAUGAAAUAGUUGAUUUGACUGGCGUGACGCUACACGACGACGCUACCAGUUCUUCUUCCCAUCAUUUACACCAUCAUCAUCAUCAUUCACACAGUCAUUUUAGCCACGAUCAGGGAGUGUUGCAUCUUUAAGAAAAGAGUCACGAGAAUAAUUGAUGACUUUUCCGAAUUAUCCUCAAUUAGAAACAUUCAAUUUUUACUUAAACCUCUCAAUUUGUUUACAUUGAAAACUGUAGGAAACUAAUGAGAAAGAAAUAAUUGCUAUACAUAAAUUGAUAAAAUUAUUCCUUAAAUAGGAAAUUAUUUCUUCAGUUGAAAGACGUUUUCUUUGUUCAUAUAUAAGAAAAAAAUUUUUUUGAGAAAACUUUGAAAAGAUGGAUUAAAUUUGAGAGAAAGGGAGAGCUUUAGUGUGUUCAAAAUUCACUGAGAGUAAAUCAAUUUUCAAGAUUAAGAUUAGUAUAAUAUUGAAACGAAGGAAUAUUGUCUGACAUUUUUAAUAUUGAAUUUUCAAUGAAUUGAAAUUUUUAACGUCGUCUUCCUAUUUAAAUGCAAAAUAUUGAUCGAAUUUAUAUUUUAUUAAAUUAGAAUGUUUCCUUUAAAUUAU